AUGGCCCUUUGGCCAUUCCGACGACGGAGCGGCCGCAAGCGCCCCCGAAGCGGUGCUACUCACUCCGACGCAGAGGGCGGUCCGCCCACUUCGCCUACCGAGGGAGCCAAGCUCGUUUCCAAGAAGCGACGUAUCGAACCCCCUCGACCGCUCCGUCCCUCUCGCACAUACAGCUUCGAACCAGGCGAACAAGACUCCCUCCGUAUCGAACGAGAUCGCGCAGGGCGGAGAGCCCAGACCGAUACUUGGGAUGAGAGUGCCGCCGGCGCGUGGGAUCGGACUCCCACGCUACACCACAACCACAAAAACUUUCACGCUACAAGAAGAAAAGAUACCAAGAAGAGAAAGGAGGAUCGAAGUAGAGAGGCCGAAAUCAAGGCUAUGAGCAACUUUAGCCCGGUGCGCCCUGCUGCAGAACCAUGGACCUCGGGCCGCCCUAUGAAAAAGGAUAGCAAGAAAGCCAAGACUACUAGCUUUGGGAGGCACGGAGAGCCUCGCAACUCCGAUGUCUCUCUGCCCGCCCCUGGCUCAAUCCACUCCAGUCUAUCUUCGGAUUCCGAAUUUGGCUCCUACACCGUGUCAGCGCUGGACGCACUGGCACCCAGACCGACCCUUCGCUAUGCUCAUGGCCCGUCUCGAUCGACUCCCACCCCUCCGCCAGUUUCCGUCCUCCCGCCCACACAUAGACGGAAACUUGCGGACAGGGAACCAAUCACUGAGGCGACCAUGAAAGCCCACAAACGGGUUGACUCUCUCGCUGAUGACCUUGACGCCAGCGACCUGAGAGAGCUGAUGGAGAGAGACAACCGACGACGAGAAAAGAGGAAACUGAAAGAACGAGCACGAAUGGAGCGCCGACUGGCCAAGAAAGCCGAAGAGCAGAAGUCUGAAGAACUGGAAUCCAGAAAGACAGGCACACCUCCCCCAGAGAAUCUUGAAAGGGGAGUAGUGGGGCGUGAGUUGGCUGGCUUGGGGAUUGAGCCUGCUUCGGCAGUGGUCACAUCUUCCAAGCAAAGAGAUUCGAAGGAGUCCGAGCCUAUGCCGGAUGCCGACGCCGACAUUGUGGAAGAUACCCCCAAGAAGCCACUCGAUGUGUUUCACCGCACAGAUACAAUGCCAAUUGAGGAGGUUCCUGCUCCAAUUGAGGAGGCGCCUGCCCCAAUGGAGGUGGACACACCAAAGGAGGGCUCUACGAUAACGCGGCCGUCCGAGGACCACCCGUCUUCCCUUUACAGUACCAGAUUGGCCGGCAUCUUGAGAUCCGUCAAGUCGCGUUCAAAGUCAACCUUGCGCUCCGAACGGGAUAAGAUGGUUUCUCCUCCUCCUGAUACUAUUGCUGAGGAGCCAACCCGAAGAGGUUCCAAUGAUUCCAACUCAAGCUCUAAGACAGCCCGAUUUUCCAUUCGAGCCCUCUUCAGAUGGGGAAGUAAGCGCCGUCGCAACUCGGGCCCCUCAUCCUUUUCCAACACUUCUCGAGAAGAGAUGCAAGCUAUUGCUGCCGCUGUGCGGGCUAAAGCACAAUCACAGGCAAAGGCCCUUGCUAGACUCGAGCAUAACGAUAAUACCUACACUGGCAAUUAUCUGGCACGCAAGCCCAGCGCGAGUGUGCCAAAACGAACACGAUCCCGCUUCCGAGAAGACCUUCCGGAGCUGCCGAUCUCACCACCCGCCUCACCCGAACCUCCCGUGCCUCCGCUCCCAGAGCGGGUUAAUGAGGAGGAGUCGCUACAAACCCUUGGUGUGCGCUAUGAUACAUCAGCGACAGGCCCCCGCUCCAUUGACGCCCUGGGCCGAACCCCAUCGGCCAGGGAGAGAGCAUAUGCCUCCCCCUCUCCUGAAGCCCAAAUGUCGAUCUCAUUGGCGUCUAUCGACUCCGAGGCAUCUUGGCUUUCCGGAGCCAAGGAUGCUCGACGGGUGGCGAUGCGAAAUAGCCUUCGUCGCGCGAACCGCAUCGAGCCUGGCAACUCAAACUCCGCCACACCCAACAACAGCACCGAAGAGGAUCUUGCGAUCACCGAAGACGAGUACCUGACAAAGCUCGCUCCCCGCCGAAGCGCUAGCUAUAAGGAGAUGGGCCACCCAACAGAGGAGCCCCGUCCCAGCAGCGACGAGGAAGACCUUGGUCAGGACUCGGACAUGAAGUGGGGUGCCGUUGCUUCUCAAGCUCGUGUCGUUCACAGAGCCACGAUGAACAGCCAUAUCGGCCUGCUUGAAGUCGAGAGUGAGAACGAAGACAGCGAGGCCUCGCCGAUAUCACCGGUGUCGCCCGCCUCAGAGCUUGCUGAUGUUCAGCGUGCGAAGAGCGUGAACUUGGGCAAGGGCCAUGUCCGCAACUUCAGCGCCGGAAGUGCGAAGUUGCUCGAGAUUAGCCCUCGACACUCUGCGGAUCGCAGAGCAAGCUCAGAGAGGAGGGGCAGCAACGCCAUGGUACUGUGA
This is a messenger RNA of Ilyonectria robusta, 2436 nucleotides long. RefSeq lists its product as uncharacterized. The coding region runs from base 1 to 2436 and encodes 811 amino acids. The record is from RefSeq and is a predicted model, not a curated record. The transcript has a single exon. Lineage: Eukaryota; Fungi; Ascomycota; Sordariomycetes; Hypocreales; Nectriaceae.